GUUAGUUGUUAUUUUUAUUUUAUAUGAUUGCCCCUUGAUUUAUGCCUUAAGAUGCAUUAAGUGAGACAUCAACUCGGCUCGGACAAGUGUUUGUGUGUGAGUGUGCGCGCGUGUGUAUUAGUGUAUGUGGGCGUGUGUGUGUGGGUGUGCGUGUGACUCGUUGUCGUCGAUUUGAUCGUCGUCUUCGUCGUGAUCGUGUCACUGUGGAUACAUCUCCAGUAAAUCCCACAAUUGAAAUCCAUGUAUUAUGUAUGUACAUAUAUUUGUCCCGCUCUUUAAAUCUACCGCGCGCGCAUCUCUCUCUCUGUGUAUGUGUGUGUGUGUGUGUGUGUGUGUGUGACUAAGUGAGGCUAAGCCGCCACCGUUACCGUUACUGUCGUUUUCGCCGCUUUUGCCGCUUGCCUUAGAAGAAGGAAUGAAAAAAAACGAACCGAAAUCAACACCAUAUUGAAGUGGGAUCUGCCCGCAACGGUGAAGGGAGAGAGAGAGAGAGACAGAGCAGGAGAGGCAAGCAGGCGCUUGUGUGUGCUGGAGGAAGUGUGUGGACGGACACACUGAGAUUUGAGAUAUUUCUUUCUUUUUUUUUUGUUGUUUUUGUUUUUUUUUUCGUGUGAUCCGAGAUUCUAGAUUGAGAUUGCGUUUCAUAUUAACGUCGCAGCGCAGUUUACGAGUGUCCAUCACCACUACAACACCGUGCAGCAAUGGAAGACUAUUGGGGUCUUAGCAGCACUACGGAUGCAAAUUGUACUCUGCCCGCCAUUGAUGAUUUCCCCAGAGAUCUAUUCUCGGAGGCGCAAAGACAGUCCGGUGCUGUUGUACUUCAUGUUAUAGCCAGUUUAUAUUUAUUUGUAGCAUUAGCAGUAGUAUGUGAUGAGUACUUUGUGCCAGCAGUUGAGAAAAUAUGUGCAGCCCUCAACAUGUCCAACGAUGUGGCGGGGGCCACAUUUAUGGCUGCAGCCACAUCGGCCCCCGAGUUGUUUGUCAAUGUGAUAGGCACAUUUAUCACAGAGGGUGACAUCGGUGUUGGGACCAUUGUGGGCUCGGCGGUUUUUAAUAUUUUGGCAGUGGCCGCCUGUUGCGGCAUUGGAGCUGGAAUGACCAUACCAUUGGAUUGGUGGCCAUUAACGCGAGACAGCAUCGCCUAUGGAGUAACUGUGGCCAUACUCAUCUGUGUGAUGCAUGACGAGCGUGUCGAGUGGUAUGAGGCAUUGAUUUUGGUAUCACUCUAUGCUGUCUAUUUGGCAGUUAUGUAUUUCGAUAAAUCCUUUCAAAAGUGCGCCAAAGGUGGCGUUAAACAGGCACGUUCUCGCAGUCGAUCAUCCAAUUGCAGUAUACACACAAAGAAUAGCAAUGAAAAGGAUCCAGAGCUGGCCGAUAAUCGGAUAUGUCAGAAUAUGGCUACUAUACAGUUGAAUGGUGGUCUUAAUAACGAACAAGUCAAAGUGACAACAGCAGUAACAGCAGCAACAACAACAACAACAUCUUCACUAGCAGCAAUCGCCGAUGGCGGAGGAGGAGGAGGAGGUGACGGAGGUGGAGGCGCAAUUCCAUCUAUAUCCGCUUCAAUUGACAAUGCCGAUGCUGAGGCACAGCAGCAAGCAACCGAUGUCAUCGCUAUACCCGAACAACAGGAGGAGGGCUAUUCCCUGCUUAAAUAUCCCAAGGACAAGAGUUGCUUUGCCCAGUUUACCUGGCUAAUUAUCUGGCCCAUACAUCUACUAUUUCGCAUAGCCAUUCCCGAUUGCAGGAAGGCCAAAAAUAAUAAAAUCUUUCCAUUGACCUUCAUCAUGUGCAUUGUCUGGAUUGGAUCGCUGUCUUAUGUCGUAGCGUGGAUGAUAACCAUAAUUGGUGAUACACUUAAGAUACCCGAUUCAGUGAUGGGGAUCACUUUCCUGGCCGCCGGCACAAGUGUUCCAGAGGCUGUAUCCAGUGUGAUUGUGGCGAAACGCGGUCACGGAUCGAUGGGCAUUUGCAAUUCAAUUGGAUCGAAUACAUUCGAUAUACUCUUAUGCCUUGGAGUGCCCUGGCUAAUUAAGUCCGUUUACUUUCCCAUACAGCCGGGACAGAAUUAUGUGGCCAUCAAUUCAGCCGGAUUGGAAUAUUCGGCCAUUACAUUACUGUCCACGCUAUUUCUGCUCUAUCUGACAUUCUCGACGAAUAAGUUCAAGCUGGACAAAAAGGUGGGCACCGCGUGCCUGGUCAUGUAUUUGGUUUUCAUGGUAUUCGCCUCACUCAUCGAGCUAAAUGUGUUCUUCCGCGUCAAUUUGCCCACCUGCGGACGAUCAUGAGUGCAAUCGAAAUGAUAAAUGGGAAUGGACUCAAAUCUCCACAUAAAAACAAAACAAAAAAAACAAUGUUCCAAAAAAUUCAAAUUUAGAUUU
This is a messenger RNA of Drosophila willistoni, 2381 nucleotides long. It is a transcript of the gene zyd, whose product is annotated as sodium/potassium/calcium exchanger 4. NCBI's taxonomy places the organism in Eukaryota, Metazoa, Arthropoda, Insecta, Diptera, Drosophilidae. Gene Ontology annotation, cellular component: membrane. The transcript has 8 exons. Bases 702 to 2288 code for a protein of 528 amino acids. Gene Ontology annotation, molecular function: calcium channel activity; calcium, potassium:sodium antiporter activity. Gene Ontology annotation, biological process: intracellular calcium ion homeostasis; calcium ion transmembrane transport. The record is from RefSeq and is a predicted model, not a curated record.